Molecule: messenger RNA, 5891 nt
Organism: Helicoverpa armigera (cotton bollworm)
Lineage: Eukaryota; Metazoa; Arthropoda; Insecta; Lepidoptera; Noctuidae
Gene: Nup205
Product: nuclear pore complex protein Nup205
Exons: 31
Coding region: 189-5810 (1873 amino acids)
Biological process (GO): nuclear pore organization
Cellular component (GO): nuclear pore inner ring; nuclear pore
Molecular function (GO): structural constituent of nuclear pore
Source: RefSeq, a predicted model, not a curated record
AACGAGUCGCGCGCGCGUCUGUCUUGUCUUUUUCCAUCAAUUCGUAAACUGUCAAAUCAAAUCGAAAUCGUUUCAAAAUAAAAGAUCUAAUUCAGAUGAUUAAAAGAUAAAGAUAAUCUAGAAUUGUGUGCAGUGAAAACUGGUGGUGUUAUAGUAUAGUUUUGCUGUUCAAACAGUGAAAAAGCAUAAUGGAUAUAAACGAAGGGACUACAGCAGACGACUUAUGGACGCCAUACAAGGAGUUGGUAUCAGUGGUGGAGGGCUACCUUGCUCACGAGGGCAAAGGAGCCCCCUAUGCUGUGCACACAUUUGAAUCAGUACUGCGGCGGCAUAAGCAAACAUUUUUGUCUCUGUUCAAAAAUCCGCCAAAGAACCCUGCUAGCCGAGAAGAGAUUAAGCGAGGUAUCACAGAAGGUGUUAACUUACCAAGUAUUGGGAGGACACUCCUCUCUAAAGAGCUUGUAGAUGAAGCUAUUAUCAUAUCAGACAUGUACAAUGUAAGCGAGUACCUAGCACUAGAGCUACUCCACACGGCACAACGCCAAUCGCCGCGACACCCGGGGCUACCGCGCGGUCUUGUGGCCAUCUUGUUGUACUAUGAUGGCAGGAGGGCUCUUGUACAGGCGUUGAAAGAGCUUGUCAUGGCUCGGGACGGUGUGUGUUGGUCAAUAAACGCCCGCGAGGAGAUAAUAUCGUACGUGUCCCGCUACGUAGAGCAGCUGAUAGCGGACGGGUUGCUAGGCAACGCGAUGGACGCGCUGCGCCGCUUCACGCUGGACGGCGAGAUGGAGCUGCUGCAGAACAACCGCGCGCUGCCGCCCGGCAGGCAUCACGCCACGCUCAUCACUGCUAUGGAGAGUACCAGAAAAUUACUGGCAGGAGUAGUAUUCGCGGCGUCAGCACAGAGAGGACUCAGCAGAGACAUUAUUCUUAGGAUUAUAUCAGAGCAAACAACGUCACCGACGCAGGGUGCGACAGGAGCGCUUGACGAAAUAUCGCUCGGCUUGCAAAUGGCGUUGCUGUAUGCACUCGACUUGUCUGUAUUGCAUAGACGCGAAGACGGCGAAGAACUAGCAAAGAAACUCCCCCUCAUCCAAGACCCAGAACUCAUCUCCGUUCUCCUAGACGAGCUCUCCCGUCCCACCGAGGGUCGAGGAGCCGGAGUCAGGGCACUAUGUCAACUGUCAUUGGGCCUGGCUCUAGCGGCCUUGAAGAGAGCCCCACAGUCAUUACUGCGGAGGGCUACGGCACCCCAUCUGAAUUGUGAUUUACUAGACCAGGACGAGAUGCUUGUAGAUGCUGCUAUUGAUGGCAAGGUAUUCGAGUAUCUAGACGAGGCGAUUCUGUCCACAGACUUGGUAUCGAAGGAGGAAUAUUACCAGCGGCGCAUACACACGCUUAUUACAGACUUUAUCGUACUGAUGCAUUCCAAACUCAUGGAGAUGAGAGUCAAAGCCGACGAAGCCGCCCGCGCCGUCCAAAUGUACGCGGCUGAAGGGCUAACAGCCCCCGGCGGUACUCGUACACGACUGGACGCACUAUUACGCUGCGUGGAGCGUCUAUACGCGCGGGACCCGCGGGGCCUGCGCCACGCCUACUGGGAGGCGGCCUCCGGGACCGCGGCCCGUGCCUCCGGCAGGGCUGCUACACUCUACAAGUUCGUCCGUCUCUCCGGAGAAGUGCUCUGUGGUGCUUUGUUAGCGGCGUAUUUGAGAGCGUUGGCCAGUUUAGCGGUACCGAGGCAUACUUGGGCGCUGUUGGCGAAGAGGGAUGCCUUGUCCGCGUAUCAUUUGUUGACGGCGCUUUCUAGAUAUCAUAGCAAUCUCCGUGCGGAUCCUGCUCCAUUCUCGGAGCAUGUGCACGCGUCGUCGCUGGGUGCGUCAGCCAUCGUCACCCCCGCCGCCCGCCCCGGCAAGAUGCUUGUACGGCAGGAAGAGGUAGAAGCGCUAAUAGCGGCUCUGAAGCUGAUAGCUCGCGUGGCGCGUGAAGACCACGCCGCUUGCGCCGCCAUCUGUGAGAACUUGCAGUGGGAUGCUGUUAACUGCAUGUUUGGUCUGAUCUGCUGCCACAUCCCUCUGCAACUGAAGGCGGAGCUGUGCCUGACGCUGGCGGCGCUGGGCGGCACGGCGGGCACGGCGGGGCGGGUGUGGGCGGGGCUGGAGGCGGCUCGUCUUGUGUCGCCGAAUAACGACAAGAGGGCGCUUAAUGCUGAGCUGCAUGAGGUGGAAUGUCGCAUAGAAGAGUACCCUCUCUCCCGCGCAUUCCUCACGCUCCUAGACUCGCUGUGUGCGGCGGCGCCGCUGCCGCGCGCGCUGGGUGCCGGGGCGCGGGCGCCAGGCUUGGACCCCUACGUGGAGCACGCGCUCAACAGGCUCGCCUUGCCGGCGCCGCAUAGACCCUAUGCUAAGCCUACUGAGAAGUGGCAGAUGCUAUCCCUCUGCUUCCGUCUGUUCGCUCGCUGGCUAGAACAAUACGAGCCGUCUCCGUCCGACUUCCCGCCGGUCGGCCGCGAGCCGGACACGAACCCGCCGCCCGGCUUCCGGCUGCUGCUGCAGCUGCACACCAAGUCGGAACUGCUGAGGCUGUUGCUGACUUCGUUAGAUGAAGCCCACGAGCUGCUGGAUAGACCACCACAACCUGCUAAGGAGUUCAUAGAGCAGAGUCUGAUCAGCAUACUGCAGAUCUUGGAGCGAGCACUAGCGUUGGAGCGGCCGUUGCUGACGGCCGCGGCUGAUGCCGGCCGAUCUGUGCUCAUUGUACCUCUAUCCAAGCUUAUAUUGGCUCCGGAGGGUCCUGACAAUAACUGCCGCCUGGUGACGUGCUGCAAGGUGCUGCAGCACGUGAGCCGGCUGCCCGGCGCCUGCGCCCGCGCCGUGGCGCUGCUGUGCCGCGCGCUGCGCAGCCCGGCCGCCGCCCGCCACCUGCUGGCCUCCAUCACGCACAGGCAUGCGCUCGCGGCAGAGAUCAGAUACGGUUUCGUGGAAUGUCUAGAGGCUGAAGAAUGGACGGCGUCCAGUACUGACGGUGACCAGGAGAACAGCGUGCGACAAGCCAAGGAAGGCAUACUGAUGUUGUUGCAGCAUGUGUUGCCUACCGCGCCACCGAAUCUCGCGCACUUCUUGUUGGGAUACAAUCUUACUGAUGUGGUGAGCCGCAGCACGCUGUGCGAGGCGGGCGCGGGCGGGUACCCGCGCACGUGCCUGCACGCCAUCCUCGACAUCCUCGAGCAGCACGUCGCCGACCACAACCAGCAGCACAAAGAGGCGAACAACCUUGUGGAGAGCUGCUACCGGCUGGUGUACUGGCUGUGCGCGCGGCCCAACACCUCCGCGCCCAUACUGCGCUUCCUGCGCACACGGGACUACUUCCUCUCCCGACAUGUUAAGGCCACUGUUGAUCUCAAGUCAGCCUCAGUAGUGACGCUAUCAGCGCGGUCGUGGGUGCUACGGGCAUGCGCGUGCGAGGCGGGCGCGGCGGGGCGCCAGCACGCGGCGCUGUCCGCUCUACUCACUGCGCUCACGCACACCGCCCAUCAUCCUACACAGGAAUGGGAAUGGUGCCUGCUUCGUAGAACAUUAGAAGAGCUGCCAGUAACAGUGGAAGCGACGCCGGAACCUCGUUGGGAGUUAUUCCAAGCUCAACAACUACGACAAGCCAUCGCGUCGUGUGACUUGCCUACUGGUCUGGGCGGCAAGCGCAUCAGUGUAUCCCGCGUACAUGCUCUACUGACGCGCGAGCUAGCCGCACUACACGCCACCGCGCCGCAGAGGAACCUUGUCGCCAAUGAAAUACAGAAGGUGCUAGACUACGUAACAGAAGUGAACAGACAGCGCAACCUAGCGGCCACUCUCACUCACUACUACGACUCCUGGCGACAACUCACCGAGAUCCUCUUCUGCGUCGCUCCCCACGACAUCCUCAGCCUCGAAUCACGGAAGAAUCUACUCCUCAACAUCCUACAGGACCUUCUAAACAAGAUCCCACCAUCUGAAGUACUACCACAGCUUGGAAACUUAGCCUCAGGAACAGUAUUACUACUCCUAGUCAAUCUACGACACUGCUAUAUUCUACAGAAGAGAGAAUCUAAUCAGAAGUCGUCGGAAUUCGAAAUGAGCUUCUUCGGACCUUCAAACCAGAUCAUGCAAACAAACUCCCUCACACUGAAAUUUAUCCUACAUAAGAUACUAUCCUGGAUUUUGGUAUCAGGAGGAUCAACGCAGAAAAUGAGAGUGAACUUAUACGGGGCGUUAUUAAACUACUUAAAUAUUGUGAAUUUGAAGUCCAGUGCCGCAGAUCCUGAAGAAGAAAAUGUGUCAAAUACUUACGUUAGUCGAUUAGAUAGUUCAAAAGCCCGGCCUAGUCGUGAAGAGUCGGCAUUAAAAUCUAUGGUGAUCGAUGUGAUCAGUGAGUUUGGUGAGAACCUAUGUUCUAUAGUCUGUGGGGACUGUAUUGGGGCUGGUCAUGAUGUCUGCAGGAUGGUAGCACUGGCCUGCUUGGAUACGCUUAUUGAGAUUAAUCCUAGGACAGAUUGGAUGAAUACUCUGACUAAUCAGGGCUACUUGAGAAGUUUGAUUGAUAGUUUAUUGCAAGAUGAUGAGGGGUUGAAGGAGACACUAGAACCAAACCCAAAAUCUCUUCGCGUGCUGUACGUAUACGAAUCCAAGAUGGGUCUUCUAAUAAAGAUGGCGGGCACCCGCGCCGGCGCAGAGACGCUACUGUCGCAGGGAGCGCUCGGCUGUCUGGCGUCACUCACUGCGCUAGACAAGCAUCCUGACAUACAUACUGGGUUAGGAAGUCACCAGGAUACGGAGUUUGUGCCUUCUGUCGCUAAUAGAUUCCGUCAAAUCCUAGUCCCGGCGCUGGCCCUGUGCGACGCGCUACUAACGACGCUAGGUCCGCAGAACCACAGCUGUGUGCUGCACGUGACGCACGCGUUGCUCAGCCACGUCGAGUGCAUCGACGCAGUACUCAGAGCGGCGCACCCCAACUCGCCCGUAGAACUCCUAAUCGAGGUCGAAGCGAUCACUUCCGUGAUCGGGCGCGCCGCCAACCGCGAGGUGUUCGGCGGCGUCAGCGGCGACGAGCCCACCGCGCUGCAGGCCAGCGCCGGCGCCGCGCAGAGAGUGCGCUGGCUGCUGCUGGCGCUGUUGGCGAGGUUCCAUCGACCCGCGCCUGAUGUGCAGGAUCAGGGGCAGACUAAUCUGCUGUACUAUAAGAUCGUAUGCAACCUCCUAACAUACGCGCGCAACACGUUAGGCGAGGAGCAGACCGGCGAGCCGGGCGAGUGCGGGCGACUGUUAGCCUUGCUGCAGCACCUGGUGCAAGCGCACGGACACCACGAGAAGCUGCUGGCCACCACCAGGCAUCAGCUGCAUAACCUGCCCACUAUGAGCUUAGAUGACAUGCGCAAGCUAGUCCCCGGUUCAGACGACACCCUCUCUCCUGCGGAGUGGCGGUCCCGCGCGGCCGCCGCGCUGACGGCCCGCGUGCGGACGCGGCGCCAGGCGCUGGGAGCCGCGGCGCAUGCGCUGGAGGCGGCGGCACAUCUGCUGUGGGCGAGGGCCAGGCUGCUGCUCAGGAAACAUCUGCCUACUGAUGAUAAUGAUAACUCAAUGUUGAACACAUCGAGCGGCUGGCGCAGCAGCGGCGACGAGGUGCCCGAGCUGCGCAAGGAAAUGAUAGCUGUCUUCAACGAUAGGUUUACUGAACAACUGCUCGAUACUGCUAAGAACCAGCCGCAAAUACAUCGCAGUUUCUUAGAGAUCCUGGUGAAGGAUAUCAAGACCAUGAUCCAGUUCUCUCCGCUCUGAACUAGUUAUGUUAAUUAAUGUUAAUCUACUAAAAUACGAAAUUGUCUCGUUGGAUAAUAAAUAAAAUUAAUUUUGUAAUGA